Messenger RNA from Pleuronectes platessa (European plaice), 879 nucleotides. It is a transcript of the gene hes3, whose product is annotated as hairy-related 3. Lineage: Eukaryota; Metazoa; Chordata; Actinopteri; Pleuronectiformes; Pleuronectidae. Gene Ontology annotation, cellular component: nucleus. Gene Ontology annotation, molecular function: RNA polymerase II cis-regulatory region sequence-specific DNA binding; DNA-binding transcription factor activity, RNA polymerase II-specific; protein dimerization activity. Bases 1 to 879 code for a protein of 292 amino acids. The transcript is spliced from 5 exons. The record is from RefSeq and is a predicted model, not a curated record. Gene Ontology annotation, biological process: regulation of neurogenesis; regulation of transcription by RNA polymerase II; anterior/posterior pattern specification.
AUGUCUGCACUUCAUGUCAGGGACAUCAGAUCAACGACCUGCGAUGACUUUCCCAAGCCUUCAGUCCUUUCAGGGAGCAGUGUGGAGAAUCGGGAGGCGAGGGAGCGAGGACAAGGGGCGGCCCGCGAUUCUCCUCGGUGCCUCAGUGCGCCUGGAGAAGUGGAUUUCAGGAGUGUUGUGUGCUGUAUUAAUCUUACCCGUUUUUUAAAACAGGUAUCCAAACCACUGAUGGAAAAGAAACGGAGAGCUCGCAUCAACAAGUGUUUGGACCAGUUAAAACUGCUUCUGGAGAGCUUCUACAGCAGCAAUAUUCGAAAACGCAAACUGGAGAAGGCCGACAUCCUGGAGCUCACUGUGAAACAUCUGAGGAACCUCCAAAGGAUUCAGAGCUGCUCUGUCGGUGCCUCCAAGUUUUCUGAUCACCAAACCGGCUUCCGAAGUUGUCUUGCAAACGUCGACCAGUACUUGAUCAUGGCGGACACCUUGAACGGGGGCGACCGCUGGAUGGUAUCGCAGCUCUCCAGUAAACUCAGCCGCUCGCUGCAGGGACGAGGGCAGGUCUCCAGCACCAUGGACAGCAGCCUGGUCCGCUCUGAGGCCCGGGUGGAGGAGGAGGAGGAGGGGGAGGAGGAGAAGGAGGCGCUGAGGCUCCUUCCACCUGCGGCUGGACCCGAGGAGGGAAUCACGGCCAGAUCCAAUGUACAGAAACUCAACAGCGCAGGCACGUCUCGUUUCCCAACGAGUGAGGAGGCACGACAGUCCCGUGGAGCCAAACAGGCUGUCGGUGUUGAAAACAGUCCCAGUCACAAGAAGCGUCUCUCGGUCAGCCACAGGAAUGAAGCAGCGCACAGUCAACACAGUGUCUGGAGGCCUUGGUAG